This is a messenger RNA of Stegodyphus dumicola, 640 nucleotides long. RefSeq names its product nedd8-conjugating enzyme UbcE2M pseudogene. NCBI's taxonomy places the organism in Eukaryota, Metazoa, Arthropoda, Arachnida, Araneae, Eresidae. The record is from RefSeq and is a predicted model, not a curated record.
UUGAGGAAAUUUUAACGGAGAAAAUGCUGAGACUUUCCUCACUAAAGCAAAAGCGGGAAGAUCAGCAAACUCGUAACGCGUCCAAUAAGAAAGCAGCCUCAUUCGCACUGCUGAGGAUAACAAAAGAUAUUAACGAACUCAAUCUCCCAAAUACUUGCGGGAUAAUAUUUCCACUAUCAGAUGAUCUCUUCAAUUUCAAAUUGACAAUAUCGCCGGAUGAAGGAUUCUAUAAGUAUGGACAGUUCACCUUCGAUUUUAAAAUUUCUUCAAACUACCCGUACGAACCCCCAAAAGUAAAAUGCGAAACAAAAAUUUAUCACCCUAACAUUGAUCAAAAUGGCAACAUAUGCCUGAAUAUUUUGCGUGAAGACUGGAAACCUGUACUUACUUUAAAUUCUAUCGUAUACGGAUUGCAGUAUCUCCUUCUCGAACCUAAUCCCGAUGAUCCUUUAAACAAAGCCGCUGCCGAGGACUUCAAAACAAGUCAGGUCGUCUUCGCUAAAAAUAUUAAAAAUAUGUUGUAGGUAAGAAGCAAUGUUUCUUCAGUAUUGGAUGAGAUUUUGUCUAUUAAUUUCAAAAAUGUACUAUGUAUCAUUAUGCUGUAUUAUGUAUGCUGAUUUAUUUAUGCAAAAUAUGAGUA